Messenger RNA from Anoplopoma fimbria (sablefish), 1677 nucleotides. Its product is annotated as high-affinity choline transporter 1-like. Gene Ontology annotation, molecular function: choline:sodium symporter activity. Gene Ontology annotation, biological process: acetylcholine biosynthetic process; choline transport; transmembrane transport. The record is from RefSeq and is a predicted model, not a curated record. The coding region runs from base 1 to 1677 and encodes 558 amino acids. The transcript has 8 exons. Gene Ontology annotation, cellular component: plasma membrane. NCBI's taxonomy places the organism in Eukaryota, Metazoa, Chordata, Actinopteri, Perciformes, Anoplopomatidae.
AUGGCUCUCAACGUCCCGGGACUCAUAGUCACCAUCAUUUUCUACCUUCUUGUGCUCGGUAUCGGCAUCUGGGCUUCCAUCAAAUCCAAAAGGGAUGAAAACAGGAUGCAGGCAAACCAUGCAGACAUGGCUCUGCUGGGUAACAGGAACAUCAACUUGGUAACGGGCAUCUUCACCACAACCGCUACCUGGGUUGGCGGGACCUUCAUCAUCGGCACAGCUGAGACGGUGUACAAUCCAAAGUUUGGGCUGAUUUGGGCUGUGAUGCCUUUGGCAGCAACGGUGGCCUUCAUUGUUGGUGGUUACUUCUUUGCCGAGCCGAUGAGAGACAUGAAGUAUGUGACCAUGAUGGACCCUUUCCAGAUCAAGUACGGAAACGCAGUGAGUGGACUUCUCUCUGUUGCACCACUGAUGUCGGAAAUCAUUUGGGUGACAUCAACACUCAUAAGCUUGGGAGUAACCAUGAGUGUGAUCCUGGAUUUGUCCUACGCUGUGUGCAUCUGGAUUUCUGCUGCCGUGGCCAUCACCUACACCCUGCUGGGAGGUCUCUACUCUGUGGCCUACACCGACGUCAUACAGCUCACUCUCAUCUUUGUCACCUUGUGGGUGUGCGUCCCCUUCGUCCUCAUGAGUCCCACCUCCGUUGACAUCACCACCACAUCUUUCAACCACACCUUCCAGGCUCCCUGGGUUGGCACGCUGACUGCAGACAGAGCCUGGAUGUGGAUCGAUAUCUUUUUGCUUCUGAGUAUAGGGGACAUUGGUUUCCAGGAUUUCCACCAGAGGACAUUAUCAGCUUCUUCAUCAGCCACAGCUAAGUUGCGAUGUUACGCUGCAGCAUUUCUCAUUCCCACAUUUGGAAUUCCUCCUGUGCUCAUUGGGGCAGUGGCUGCAUCAACGGACUGGAACCUGACCUCGUAUGGGUCUCCGUCUCCGUUCGAACGAGAUCAGACAGGUUUGAUCUUACCCCUCUCCCUGCAGCACCUAACUCCGCCCUACAUCUCCGUCAUCGGCAUCGGCGCUGUGGCUGCCGCCGUGAUGUCGUCGACUGACUCCUCCCUGCUGUCGGCGGCCUCCAUCUUCUCCUCAAAUAUCUACAAGAAGAUCCUGAGGACCGAGGCAUCAGAGAAUGAGAUCGGGUGGGUGAUUCGUAUCUCUGUGGUUGUAUUCGGGCUGGCCGGCACAUCCCUCACCUUCCUGCACGCAGGUGUCAUAGCUUUCUGGGUCAUGGGUGGAGAAAUCGCCUACAUCCUGAUGUUCCCGCAGCUGGUCUGUGUGCUUUUCUUCAACGUAUCCAACGGUUACGGUGCCACUGUGGGCUUCCUGGUGGCGUUUCUUUUGAGAGUUUUGUGUGGAGAAACCCUGCUAGGGCUUCCACCUGCAAUUCAUUUCCCAGGAUGCACCCUUGAAGACGGUGUUUACGUUCAGUAUUCCCCCAUCAGGACCAUCUGUAUGCUGGUUGCUUUUGCCACCAUAUUGCUGGUGUCCUACCUGACGGCGCUGCUCUUCGAUAAGGAACUCAUACCAGAGAAAUGGGACGUGUUGAAAGUUAAAGUCCAACGGGCACCACAAACACAAAUACCAACAGAUGGUGCCAGCAGCAAGGGAAACCACAACCCACAACCUCUGUGUGAGGAUGGUGGGGUCUCAGAUCCAAUGUUGGAGUCGAACUGUUGA